This is a messenger RNA of Cucurbita pepo subsp. pepo (vegetable marrow), 378 nucleotides long. The record is from RefSeq and is a predicted model, not a curated record. Lineage: Eukaryota; Viridiplantae; Streptophyta; Magnoliopsida; Cucurbitales; Cucurbitaceae.
AUGUGCAUCCAAACGAGGCCUCGUUAUGCUCUGUUCAUCUUCAGCUUCUUCAUCUUCUUUCUCUCAAUCAAUGUAGUACUCACCCAUGGCUUCCUCUCUUCCAAGAAGCUUGAUGAAUCCACCGGCGGGGACGAUCCCAGCGUCAAGUGUACACCCUGCACCCAUAAUCCGCCACCCCCACCACCCCCACCGAAGAAACCGUCACCGGCCUACUGCCCUCCGCCACCGCCUCCUCCGUCGUCUUUCAUAUACAUACUCGGCCCCCCUGGAAACUUGUAUCCCAUUGACCGGGACUUCGCCGGUGCUGAUCGAAGGAGGGUAGCCGUGGAGUUGUCGGCGGUUGCUCUCUUUGGAUUGAUUGGUUUUCUUGGAGUUUGA